AUGAAACAGUGUGAUCCAAGGGAGGAGUUCAAGAUGGAAAGGGGCUUGAGGCAGGGUGAUCCAUUGACUCCUUUGUUGUUCUUGAUAGUGGCUGAAGGACUCAAUGGCCUUUUCCAACAGGCUAUUCGGUUGGAGAAGUUUGAGAGCUACAAAUUUGGGUCAUCAAAUGAGGAGAAUGGAGUUUGGCAUUGGUCUUUCCUUUGGCGAAGACCCUUUUUUGACCGUGAGGAAGAGAAGAAGGUUGGGCUUCUCAAUCACCUGCAAACUGCCUCACUAGUUGAAGGAAAGGAAGAGAAGUGGAUCUGGAUUGCAGAUGAGGAAGGGAACUAUUCUGUGAAUUCAAUGUUCUUACUUCUCCAAGGUUUGGAGAUGGAGGACCCGAAUCCAGUGUUUGAAACCCUGUGGAAAGUGGUUUCCCCUUCAAAUGUGCUCAUGUUUGGAUGGAAGAUGCUGGUGGCUGGAGUUCCUAGUGGUCGUGUUGUUGGGGCUGUAAAUACUGGGGCUGUUGAGGUUUUGCUUGAUAAAAAAAACGUGCUUGUUGAAGAUGUGACAAGAAGGUUAACCUGGCCAAACAAGGGGAGGGGAAAAGUUGGGUUCACUGUUGUUCCAGGUUUUAAAUUUGGCAAGAAAAUAGCCAAUGUGUCGGUGGUCCAAGUGGACUCAUGGCAUGAGCCUAAUUCUCACCCAUGUUGGUAG
Molecule: messenger RNA, 696 nt
Organism: Lotus japonicus
Lineage: Eukaryota; Viridiplantae; Streptophyta; Magnoliopsida; Fabales; Fabaceae
Exons: 4
Coding region: 1-696 (231 amino acids)
Source: RefSeq, a predicted model, not a curated record